UGCUGCAGAAUCUAACAGGAUCCUGGAAACAGCACGUAAAUAUAAAUCAUUCUGCUGGACGUUUUCUAGAUCUCUCAUGUAUGUGACAUUCUCACAGCAUCAUGAGUUUGUCUAUGUGUCUACACUUAUGAACUGGUCGAAUGCACAGAAGUACUGCAGAGAGCGUUACACUGAUCUCGCCACCACCGAUAACCAGGCGGAUCACGAUGAGCUGCUGAAAACUGGAGGAAUGGCAAAGUUUUGGCUUGGACUCUCUCGGACUAGAGUUACUGAUGUGUUUGUCUGGUCAGAUCAGAGCAGCUCCUCAUUCACAAAAUGGCAAUCUGGUCAACCGAAUGGUCAGUUGUGUGUUAAUGUUGAGGUUGGCUACUGGUUUGACCGCAACUGUGUAGACAACGUUCCCUUUGCUUGUUAUUUUGAUAGGAAGAGACAGAUCAUGAGAGUGGAAGUGAAAUCAAGUCAAAAUCUAAAUGAUCCUGCAGUGAUGAAUGAGAUUUCAGUGAAUAUGGAGCAGAUACUGAAGCAGAAGGGUUUGGCGCAACAUGCAAAACUUUCAUGGAGAACCCAGUCCAAUGGGAAUGUCUUUCAAAAGAAGGACCAGAUGAGUGAGGCCACUAAACAGACUUGCGUUUGAAAACUGAGGAAAUAAACAUUUACAGUACCACAUAAUAACUAACUGAACAUGUAUGUAUAACUUGAUUCUUUACCUUUUAGUCGUUUACAGCGCAAAUGCAGAAUUAGUAGUAGAUGAAGUCUAUUUCUAUCGUUACUCUGCAUUUAUACAUUCCUGUUUUCUCAUAAUUAUUUAGGGAUGUUGCAUUUUAAGUUAUUUGGACGUGUUUAUUUAAUGUUGGAUUUAGGGUUUUUGUAUUUAAUAAUAGCUCAUCUUUUGUAUUGAGAAAUUAAACGCAGUUGUAUCAAU
Labeo rohita (rohu) is the source of this 922-nucleotide messenger RNA. RefSeq names its product C-type lectin BML-1. Bases 77 to 634 code for a protein of 185 amino acids. NCBI's taxonomy places the organism in Eukaryota, Metazoa, Chordata, Actinopteri, Cypriniformes, Cyprinidae. The record is from RefSeq and is a predicted model, not a curated record. The transcript is spliced from 5 exons.